Molecule: messenger RNA, 3096 nt
Organism: Enhydra lutris kenyoni (northern sea otter)
Lineage: Eukaryota; Metazoa; Chordata; Mammalia; Carnivora; Mustelidae
Product: cytoplasmic tRNA 2-thiolation protein 1-like
Exons: 2
Coding region: 30-1112 (360 amino acids)
Biological process (GO): tRNA wobble position uridine thiolation
Cellular component (GO): mitochondrion; cytosolic tRNA wobble base thiouridylase complex
Molecular function (GO): tRNA binding
Source: RefSeq, a predicted model, not a curated record
CUCCCGGCCCGCCCGGAACCCGCCCCGCGAUGCCCGCUCCGCAGUGCUCCUCCUGCCACGCGACGCGCGCGGCCCUCCGCCGCCCGCGCUCCGGCCAAGCGCUGUGCGGGCCCUGCUUCUGCACCGCCUUCGAGGCCGAAGUGCUGCACACGGUGCUGGCGGGCCGCCUGCUGCCGCCUGGCGCCGUGGUGGCCGUGGGCGCUUCCGGCGGCAAGGACUCCACGGUGCUGGCGCACGUGCUACGCGAACUAGCGCCGCGCCUGGGCGUCUCGUUGCGCCUGGUGGCGGUGGACGAGGGCAUCGGCGGCUACCGGGACGCGGCGCUGGCGGCCGUGCGGCGCCAGGCCGCGCGCUGGGACCUCCCGCUCACCGUCGUGGCCUACGCAGACCUCUUCGGGGGCUGGACGAUGGACGCUGUGGCCCGCAGCACGGCCGGCACCGGCCGCAGCCGCGCCUGCUGCACCUUCUGCGGGGUGCUGCGGCGCCGCGCGCUGGAGGAAGGGGCGCGCCUCGUGGGAGCCACGCACAUCGUCACGGGCCACAACGCCGACGACGUGGCCGAGACCGUGCUCAUGAACUUCCUGCGGGGCGACGCGGGGCGGCUGGCCCGGGGCGGGGGCCUGGGCUCGCGGGGCGAGGGGGGCGCCCUGCCGCGCUGCCGCCCCCUGCAGCUGGCCUCGCAGAAGGAGGUGGUGCUGUACGCGCACUUCCGCCGCCUCGACUACUUCUCCGAGGAGUGCGUCUACGCGCCCGAGGCCUUCCGCGGCCACGCGCGCGACCUGCUCAAGCUCCUGGAGGCGGCGCGGCCGUCGGCGGCGCUGGACCUGGUGCACUCGGCCGAGCGCCUGGCCCUGGCCCCGGCCGCGCGGCCCCCGCCCCCCGGCGCCUGCUCCCGCUGCGGGGCGCUGGCCAGCCGCGCGCUCUGCCAGGUCUGCGCCCUCCUGGACGGCCUGCAGCGCGGCCGGCCCCGCCUGGCCAUCGGCAAGGGCCGCGGGGGCCGCGACGAGGAGGGGCCGCCAGGGCCGCCGCCCCCGCCGCCCAGCGACCUCCGGUCUGGGCCGGGCCCCGCGGCCGGGGAGUGCGGGGCAGCCUGUAAGGAGCGCUGCGAAUAAACCCCCCUCUGCCCGGAGCUGCGGUGUGAAGUUUAGAGGGGGGUGGACGGGACCAGCCAGAAGCUGAAGCUGGGACCCCUGGGUCUGAGGGAGAAGGGACUGGGACGGGAACUCUUGGAUCUAAAAGAGAACUGAACAACUUCCCAUUCCCAACCAGUGGGAAUUAGGGGGCUGCUUACUUAGUACUCUGCCCAGUUCUGGGCAUGCGCAGGAUAGUCCAAGCCUUCUUGAGCACCUACUGUGUGUCAUGUUUGCCUGUAGGGGGAUUUGACUUGACUUGGCAGGUGGUCUCUGGUCAUUUCCAGUAACCAUGAUGCUUAUCUCUGAGGGCUGUGAGUACUACCACGCCACAAGGUCUCAUUUCAUCCAAACCACACACCAUCUCAUUGGCCUGAGGCCCCCUAACUGCCUGAGGUCACCUAGCUGGAGAAGGACGGAACUGGGGGCUCCCACUCAAAUCCGCACCUGGAGCUCAAGACGGUGGACUUGCUCCCCACCCCCACCUGAAUCUCUCCUGGUGUUUCUGUGUGAUGGGUGAGGAGCAGCUGGGUGGGCCUGGGUCAGUGACCUAACCUCUCUGGUCUUCGGUUUCCUCCUCUGAAAUGGAAUUGCACCCCUCCACCCCCCCAUCAAAGCACUGUUGUGAGUAUUAGAAGUGCUCAACACGUGGUGGCCAACUUCAUGGGUCAUAUUACAUUUUGGCCACCAGGGGGCUCUGGGUUUCAGAUUUGCUACUCCGUGCUUCCCGGAGGGUGUGAGGCGGGGAGGAGCUUCCUGCGUGACCCCUGGGGAGAGACUUGGCGUUCUCAUUCCCCCUCCAAGUUCUGCUGGCUUGGUCGCUUGUCAGGAAUGCCGUCCCUUUGCUAUCUUCCUUCUCAAAUCCUCCAGGGGACUUCUAGAAGCCUUCCUGACUCUCUCUUCUCACCUGCCCAGCCAGGGACAUAGGGCUCUUCCCAAGUCCCAGCUCCCGGGGCCUGCCCUCAUGUGUGGCCACCCACACUCUGGUUCUUGUUCUCCCUAACUGGAAUGAGGUUUGAGGGCAGAUCUCCCGCCGCACCAGAUAACCAGCAUCAUUUAUUCAGUAUGUAUAGAAUCCCUAAUGUGUGCAGGGACAUUUCUAGACAUUGUUGAAAAAACAACAACAAACAAAACCCUCUCGCUCAGGGCUCCUGGCUGGCUUGGUCGGUGGAGCAUGCAGUUCUCAAUAUUGGGGUCGUGAAUUCGAGCCCCACAUUGGGUGUAGAGAUCACAAAAAAUAAAUAAAUAAACUUAAAAAAAAAAGUCUCACUCGUGGAGCUUCCAGUAUUGCGAGAGAGGGACACUAGACAAAUCUGGAAGCCUGAUGAAGGCUGCUAUGAAUAACAAAGCAGCGGAAGGGGAAGGGGUGUGAGGCAGGUGCUCUAUCAGUUCAGGAGGUCAGGGUUUGAGAAAGUGACUUCAACAGAGACCGAAAUAAAGCAAGGAAGGUUUCUAGCUAUGUCGGAGUAUCUCUGGUCUGAACAACACUGCCGCUGAGACCAACUGAAAAGAAAAAAUGGAUCUAUAACAAAGCAAUCUCUUUGAAGACAUCAAAGAGGUACCAAGGGGACCAGGAUCCCACAGAAUAGGCUCAUUUUUGCUGCAGGGACUCGUUUCUGCUGAGGAAUGGGCAGAAAGCAUGGGCUAAGAGGCUGGGGAUCGGAGUGGAGCUUUCAACAUUGUGAUGGGACAGGAGACAGUAUUGGAGUCCAGGACUAGUGGGUGGGGACUCGAGGGGCCAGAAUCAGGGGUGAAGGGAUGAGCAUUGAGGUCAGCCAGACACUGUGUUCAUAUGUUCUCCUGGAGGGUUUCAUGGAACCAGGGUAAUAAAUUGGAUGCUCAGGGUCUCGUACAAAAUAGAGGCCUGGUAAGCACCUGUUAGCACCCAAAUAAGGUCACAAAUUAGAAGUAAGGGUCAACUAGGGGUGCCUGUGUGGCCCAGUGAGUUAAGCCUCUGCCUUCGUCU